Molecule: messenger RNA, 482 nt
Organism: Prosopis cineraria
Lineage: Eukaryota; Viridiplantae; Streptophyta; Magnoliopsida; Fabales; Fabaceae
Exons: 2
Coding region: 150-482 (110 amino acids)
Source: RefSeq, a predicted model, not a curated record
CUCUGCAAGAGAGAGAACGUAUAGGACGAACGAACAAGGCGGGUUAGUUGCCACGCCCCAAAACCCUCACACUUGUACGGCAUGUUGAUGGAAGUCGUAGAGUAACAGGCAGAUUCACCGGACUAAGCCAUUGAUAUCUUCUCCAAGAAAUGGGUCUUCUCUAUCAACAUAGGCUUCUUCUUAGACUUUCUCUCUUGUCCUCAAAUAUCCGCCUCAUGAGCAUCAGAAGCUUGCUGCAUUUCCCAGCUUUUCCAAAGCGGACGACUUUUUCGUCUCAGAGGGACCUCCUUCACUCCCAGAGGCUCCUAUUUUGUUUAAAAACUAGUUCGAGUAUUCGUCCGUUAUCACUCAGGACUAAUGGUUAUUCUUAUGUUUCUGACUCUGAAGUCCCUAGGCCAGACUUUCUGGAGGAGAAUCCAGAGGAGGAGAUGUCGAGGACGCAUUUCAAGAUUUUGAAAGGAAGUUGCGGGAGCUUGGGAUAG